This is a messenger RNA of Ostrinia nubilalis (European corn borer), 1732 nucleotides long. RefSeq names its product phospholipase A2 group XV-like. The coding region runs from base 333 to 1604 and encodes 423 amino acids. NCBI's taxonomy places the organism in Eukaryota, Metazoa, Arthropoda, Insecta, Lepidoptera, Crambidae. The transcript is spliced from 6 exons. The record is from RefSeq and is a predicted model, not a curated record. Gene Ontology annotation, biological process: lipid metabolic process.
ACAAAAACAGUUGUUUUACGAGGAGGAGUGUGAUUGUGCAUUAUUAUUUAUAAAUCUUAUCAAUUAAUUAUCGUACUCAGAGUGGUCUUGAUGAUUAUUGUCUGAAGGAUUGUUAUAACGGUUGAUUUUGUUGUUAUCAUUCGCGUGUUUGUUCCCCCCCGCCAGUAUCUACGAGAAAAACAUCGAACGACCCACUACGUCAUUGGAGUCCAUGAUUUUACAUCGAUCGCACAAAUUCUUACGUAAAAUAAAGGAAAUAACAUUCGAGAAUUAACAGGUUCGAAUAACCGAGUAUAAGUGUCGACACCAAACGUGCUUCAGGGUUUGAUGAAAUGAGUGGAAAAUUCAAAUUCGUGCUGAUAUUUACUUAUUGUAUUCUGGCGCAGGAUUCCUUUGGAUUGUCACCAGUUAUUUUGAUUCCAGGUGAUGGAGGUAGUCAGCUGGAGGCUAAGCUGAACAAAUCAUCGGUGGUGCACUAUAUCUGUGCGAAAACGUCUACGGACUAUUUCAAUAUCUGGUUAAAUUUGGAGCUGCUUGUCCCAUUUGUGAUCGACUGCUUUGUGGACAACACUAGGUUAGAGUAUGACAAUGUCACUCGUACCACAAGGAACCCAGAAGGGGUUGAUAUCAGGGUGCCGGGCUGGGGUAACGCAGAGCCGGUGGAGUGGCUGGACCCCUCGCAUGAGUCGCCCGGAGCCUACUUCAACACUAUCGCUGAUGCCCUCGUGAAAGUGGGAUAUGUUAGAAAUGUCUCCAUCAGAGGAGCUCCAUAUGACUUCAGGAAAGCACCUAAUGAAAAUGUUGAUUUCUUUCCAAAGUUAAAGUCCCUGGUGGAAGAGAGCUACAACAGGAACAACAAGUCGUCCGUGACGCUGGUGGUGCACAGCAUGGGCGGCUCCAUGGCGCUGCACUUCCUGCGGCUGCAGACGCAGGCCUGGAAGGACCAGUACAUCCGGCGGAUGGUGUCCCUCUCCACUCCUUGGGGAGGCUCUGUUAAAGCUCUCAAAGUAUUUGCUAUAGGCGACGACCUGGGCUCGCUGAUGCUGCGCGAGAGCGUGAUGCGCGCGCAGCAGAUCACGUGCCCGUCGCUGGCGUGGCUGCUGCCGUCGCCGCUGCUGUGGAAGCCGGCCGAGGUGCUGGUGCAGACCGACAAGUUCAACUACACCAUCCAGCACCUCCAGAAACUCUUCACUGACAUGGAGCUGCCGAACGCGUGGGAGAUGCGCAAGGACACGGAGCGCUUCAGCGGCGACUUCAGCGCGCCCGGCGUCGACGUGCACUGCCUCUACGGGUAUAACAUCUCCACCGUUGAGAAAUUGGUGUACAAGCCGGGCACAUGGCUCGACGGGUACCCGACGUUGGCGAUGGGCGACGGCGACGGCACCGUCAACCUGCGCUCGCUCAGCGCGUGCCAGUUCUGGCGCCCGCGCCGCGCGGGGGCCUGGGGGGCCCGGCCGGGGGCCAGGGGGGCCCCGACGGGGGUCAGAAGGGCCCGGGGGCGCACGGUCAAGGCCCUGGCGCUGCCGGGAGCGGAGCACCUCAAGAUCCUGCACGACCCGCGGGCCAUCGAGUAUAUUACCACCGUCAUGACCAUGGACGACUGAAGGUGCCCAGGUUUUGAAUCCAAGAAUCUUCCUAUUGACAGAGUAAAUACAAAUGAGUAGGUCAUCUUCAUAGAAACGCACGGGCUCGGUUUGUAUGUGAGCGCGCCAACACGUAUGAGGCGCGCACG